UUGAAAACCCUAAAUACUUUUUGUUGAAUGUUAGGGUUUGACCGGUUUGUGAUUGCGAGGACCCGUCACUAAUCAAGAAUCCGAAUUCCAAUUUCAAAACCAUCAACGAAGAAGAACAGAACCUCUGUCUCUGCUUUAUUGGUAUUCUCUUCAUCUUUCCACCUUUAUAUUCUUUCUUUCCUUUUUCCCCAAAAUUCAUGACGGCUUAUUCCCCUAAUCUUACUGCACGCGCAGGGUUUUAUUUUCAUGUACUAAUACCAUGAAGAGGACACUGCCAUGGAGUGAUGAUGAUGAAGGUGAUGACUCAUCGAAUGAUGAGUCGUCAUCUUUACAUUCAGAUUCUGAAGGUGAUAGUCAAACUGGAGGGAAAAAAUCCAAAGGUAAACCUACGAAGAAGAAAGGUGCUCCAAUUGACUUUGAAGCUCUCAAGCGAUACGGGUAUAAAGGCGGGCCUUCUGUCUUAAGGGUACCUCCACCCAAAGAAGGUGACACAAAGCAAGAUUGGUCUUGGUCCAGUGGAAAAGAAAAGCGUGUCGUCAAGGAAGUUGAAGAAACAUAUGAAGAGCGGAAGAAAACAAGAGAGGCUCUUUCUGUAGGAGAGCAGCUGCCAACUGUUCUGACUAGGAAUGAAAAGAAGAAUCUUUCCUUUUCACAGAAGGAAAAGAGGAAAAGGGAGCUUGGUCAAGCAAGCAGGGGGAAGAAUUAUGUUGAAGAAGAGAAAAGGCAGUUGAGGGAGAAUGGAGUAUAUUCCGGUUUUGAUGCUUGAUAUGCUGAGGCUAGAAUCUACUGCAUCUUGUAUAAAGGUUACUAUGAUACUGUCCAGGGUCAUUUUGUACUGUAAUGAUUUGGUUUAGCUCAUGUCUCUACUAUAAUCUCAUGGUAAGGCGAAACCAUUUUAGAUGAUAAAUGACUGAGGCUGGUACCCCUUUUAAGGAUAGCCAAAAUUGAACAUCACAACAUUUUCGUUCA
Vicia villosa (hairy vetch) is the source of this 969-nucleotide messenger RNA. RefSeq lists its product as uncharacterized. NCBI's taxonomy places the organism in Eukaryota, Viridiplantae, Streptophyta, Magnoliopsida, Fabales, Fabaceae. The transcript is spliced from 3 exons. The record is from RefSeq and is a predicted model, not a curated record. The coding region runs from base 260 to 766 and encodes 168 amino acids.